AGUCGAUGUCGAGUCGCUGAAUGGAAAAUGGACAUGUUGCACAAAUGUGAAUUUUUUAUCAACCCAUCACACUAAGAAGUGCAUUUUCCAGCCUUUUUCUCUCCCCUCCGAAUAUGGUGGUGAUUCUGUGAUUGUUUUAGCUGGAAAAUUGUUUUGUUUGGUGGGAAAGGACCAUUCACUCCCAAAAGGGGAGUUGUUCAGUGCCGGAAAAAUUUACAAUAUAUUAUUGAGUCCUGGAAAAGAGGUGUGUGUGUGAUGUACAACAGGAUUUUCCAGUGAGGCAAAAAGAGAUGUGAAUAGUUGCAUUGGAAAAUUACAACGAAAUAGUGAUUGGAUAGUGAAUAUUUGAUGUUCAAAGUGUAUGACAACUUUGACGGAUUAUCCCUGAAAGAAUUUGGUAGAUGUGCUAAUUAUCCUUUUAGUGUUGCUCUCGUCAUUGUAGAGAGGUCAGAGCACACCCUUUUCCCGCUGAUACAGUGAAGGUGUUAGAAAUCGAAUAUUAUAAUGAGGUGAGACUAGAGAAAUAGUGAAAAAAAAGAAUAUCUUAAAAUUAAGGAAAAAAAAUAUCAGAGUGAAAAGAUGGUGCUUCAGUGUAAUAAAAUUGCCUAAAAUAGUCUAGUGAUAUUUGCAAAGUAUUUUAUUUGCCUUUGCCGUAAACGCCUUUUUCAAUACAAGUUCUAAACGCAAUUGCGUCCUCAAGGAUCCACCAAGCGGAUAUAAGUGUGGAUUUCAGUGGUUUUCUCUAGAGGAUAGUUCAGCCGAUUCCCAUUGUGACUCCUCGUCCAAUAUGCCAGUAAGACGAGGCCAUGUUGCGCCCAAGACCACCCUCAUUGAGACCAUCAUCCGGAAAUUUGAUACACACAAUCGGAGUUUUCUCGUUGCAAAUGCCCUUCCGGACUCCCAUCACAUUAUCUUCUGUUCUGAUGGCUUCUGCAAGAUGACUGGAUACACCCGGGCCGAGGUGAUGCAGCGAUCGGCCAGCACUGAAUUUCUCCAUGGACCAAUGACAUCGCAAUUGGCUGUGAAUCUGGUGAGGGAGGCCCUCCAUAAGGGUUACGAGAAGCACUUUGAGAUACUCUACUACCGAAAAAAUGGAACCAAAUUUCUCUGCUCCGAAGUAAUUGCACCAAUCCGUUCCGAGGCUGACGAUAUUUCCCUCUACAUUAUUAAUUUCGAAGACUUAACAUUGCCACAGCAGAAUGAAUCUCUCGAAACACGCUUUAGCAAAUUCGACCGAGCACGUGCCAGCUUCAGGCAAUCUCUCAAGUUCGGCAGCAUGGGUCUCCGCGAUCGAGGCCUCAGACUCGCCGGCUACCUUACUCCUCCCUCCGAUGUUACCCAGGAAGAGGAGGAGAUUCACGAAAAUGCUUCACAGCCGGAUCAGCUGGCAAAAGGGGAUAGCACUUCGGUGUGGAGCCCCAUGUCGACUCCAACGCUAAUUAGGACAAAUGAAUUGGUGGCUGACAAGAAGGGCAGUGAGUCCGUGGUGCUGGAGGAACUCAAAGUCGACAGUCCCAUGAAGGUGUGUCAUCAGGCGAGCACGAGUAGCGUGAAAGUGCCGUGCCAGGGCCCCCGAAGAGCCACUUAUCAGAUUGAAUCGAUAUCAUUCCAGAGAGUGACACCUGACUCGCGAAAUAAGAACGAGGUGGGACAGACAAAGAGCUGGGACUUUGAGACACAUCAGGCCAAGUGCACCACAGGACACUCAUCGAGGCAAUAUUUUCCCUAUGUGUCGUCUGAGAGUGAUUUGCAGCGAUAUAAAGCAAUCUCCUUUCGGCACAGCUCAUGCCAUGAACCACGUUCAAGUUCCUCCCUGUCCAACGUGCCUUCCGAUGUGAAAUCAGACAGAAUUAAGGACAAUGGAUCAGCCAACUAUUUCCAAGGAACUCGUCAUACAUCGCCAAAUAUGGGCGAAAAAGUGGCUCAGGUAUUAUCUCUGGGCGCUGAUGUUCUGCCCGAGUACAAGUUGCAGAGUCCACGGAUCCAUAAGUGGACCAUCCUGCACUACUCCCCCUUCAAGGCGGUAUGGGACUGGAUCAUCUUGAUCCUUGUUGUAUAUACAGCCAUUUUUACACCCUACGUUGCAGCAUUUUUACUCAGUGAGCCUGACUUCAAUCAGAGGCGCAAUCGUAAAUAUGCUGACGACCCCAUUGUGAUAAUUGAUUUAAUAGUGGAUGUUACAUUUGUGAUAGAUAUUUUAAUAAAUUUUCGCACAACAUUUGUUAAUGGUCAGGACGAGGUUGUUUCUCAUCCUGGUCGAAUAGCGGUGCACUACUUAAGUGGGUGGUUUCUCAUCGAUUUAGUAGCGGCAAUACCAUUUGACCUCCUCCUAGUCGGAAGUGAUACCGAUGAGCUGGGCUUGGAUAAAGACGAGACCACAACCCUCAUAGGGCUCCUGAAGACUGCCCGACUGUUGCGCCUUGUGAGAGUGGCCAGGAAAAUCGACAGGUACUCCGAGUAUGGAGCUGCAGUUCUUGUCCUGCUUAUGGCCACAUUUGCUCUCAUUGCUCACUGGCUGGCGUGCAUUUGGUAUGCAAUUGGCAAUGCAGAAAGACCAAUCCUAAAGGCGAAAAUUGGUUGGUUGGAUUCGUUAGCAAGUGAUAGUCAGGAGUACUACUUUCCAAAUGGAACUGGAGGACCCUCAAUUAAGUCACGAUACGUAACGGCUCUCUACUUCACUUUUACAUCAUUAACUUCUGUUGGAUUUGGAAAUGUAGCACCCAACACGGAUGCUGAGAAAAUCUUUACCAUUUGUGUUAUGCUCGUGGGAUCUCUCAUGUAUGCAAGUAUCUUCGGAAAUGUAUCAGCUAUCAUUCAGCGAUUGUACUCAGGUACAGCACGGUAUCACACUCAAAUGCUUCGUGUUCGGGAAUUCAUUCGAUUCCAUCAGAUACCAAAUCCGCUGAGACAGCGACUUCAGGAGUACUUUCAGCAUGCAUGGACUUAUACGAAUGGCAUUGAUAUGAAUUCCGUUCUCAAAGGCUUUCCCGAGUGUCUUCAGGCAGAUAUUUGUCUCCAUCUCAAUCGCAACCUCCUCACAAAUUGCUCUGCCUUCGAGGGUGCCAGUCCCGGAUGCUUAAGAGCACUCUCGCUCAAAUUCAAGACAACCCACGCACCUCCGGGAGAUACUCUUGUGCACAAGGGCGAUGUUCUAACGUCUCUCUACUUUAUAGCUAGAGGAUCCAUCGAAAUACUCAAGGAUGAUGUUGUGAUGGCAAUUUUGAGCAAGGAUGACAUUUUUGGAGAGAAUCCCUGCAUUCAUCCCACUCUGGGGAAGUCCAAUAGCAAUGUUAGGGCUCUCACGUACUGUGACCUUCAUAAAAUACAUCGCGAAGAUCUUCUGGACGUCCUAGACCUCUAUCCAGAAUUCUACGAAAGUUUUGUCAACAAUCUCGAAAUCACCUACAACAUGAGAGAUGAUGAACAGAGCGGUGUAGAGUUAAGACAUAGGUAUAUGCGAACGUCCAGCCACGAUAGAGAGCGAAAUAGUGAAACUAGAUCAUAUAGGCUAAGUAACCUUCAUACUCGACCACAAAGUAGAUGUGAUUUAGGGAACGAUAGAGUGUCGGUCAGUCAGAUGAGUGAUAACGAUAUGGACUUCACAGCCGACGAUCGUCGUCAGCAGUACAGCAUAUCAGGGAUGAUUACACACAUUAAGAGAAGUAUUCCCGAUCUGAGAUCCAUUAAGCAUCAACCGUUAGAAAAUAUUGAGAGUCCUCGACACACGACCAGUCACAAACACAGCCCAACGGUGCAAUCUCUCAAAACCGCGGCCACCGUUGCAACCGCCGCGGCGUCACCAUCCGCCGAUGCUGUGACUCUGAGUGCCGUAACCACGAGGAUGUGCACGUGUGGUGCCAAGGAGAGUGAAAAGGGCGACACUAAUAUGUCUCAAGAGACAGUGAAGCCCCAAACAUCCAUGAAUGAUGUCACGAGCCUCGCGAAUCAGCUCAAUGAGAUUACACAGCGAAUAGAUGGGCUGGAAGUGACUCUUAGGAAGGACAUUCGCACCAUCCUUGACAUUCUGCACCAACAACAGCAGAUUCAAAUGCAGAUUCAGCUGCAGCAACAACAAGCGGCCGCUAAACAGGCCAUGACCACAUCUUAUCAGCCGUCCGAAAGCGAUUUCUCCUUUGACAUGUGUACAGCGGCCGACAAGGCGCCCGGACCUGCCCAGUCGCCUAGGAGCAAUGUCCAGAGAUCUGUAUCGCAACCGGAAUGUACCAAUGAGAAGAGUCUCUUCAAGUGCUCGAAGUUCUCCUCGUUCAACCAAACAAUGGAGGAUGCAGAUAACUGGACAGUUUUUGCUCCAAUCGCCAAGCUCGAGUCUCUGGAUGAAAUUGAUCAAGAUAGCAAACAUUCCAAUCAAGAUAAAUCACAAUAGUAGAUACUAAGGACACUUUUGUCAACUUUCUUAAGCCUCUAUAGAAAUCUUUGCACAUUUAUUCAAGAGAUUCAGCCGAGACGUUAUUUUUUCGCAAUCGCUUUGUGAGAUUUUCAAAAACGUUGUUGGAAGGAUCGUCUGAAGAGUUUUUCCUUUAAAAUAUCCUUUGGAUUUUCCAUCACACUGCCUUGAGAGAAAGGAAAAAUUCAUGCGAGAAAAUCUCAAAUGGUGUCUUUUGUCGAUAGUUCAGCUAACUUAUAAUGGAGUCUAGUAAGGUCAACGUAAAAUACGCUCAAUUUAGCCAUUGUGUGGAGAUUAAUUAAAAGAAAAAAAAUUAAGUACCUUAAGAAGCAAAGAAAAAGACAAUUGAAAAUCAUUAUUUUAAAUUGUUAAUCAUUUUUGCUGAAGACAUUGUGUAAUUAUUGAGGGUAAAGGGGAAAUGUAAAGUGUGAAUACUCGCAAUCAUAGAAAGUCCUUAAUUUAAUUGAAAAAUUGAAUUAAAAAAGAAGUCUUACUCAGCAAAUGUAUAGAAGAUCUCAAGAUACUUUAGUACGUAGUGCAAUGAGAUAAGAACAGAAAGUCUGUGAGAUAGUUUUAUUAAAGAAAAUCUUAAUAAAAAUGUCCUGUUUUUUCCCCAUUUCAAUUGAGACAUCAUUUUACUACGCAAAAAAAAAUAAUAUUUUGCAAAAUUGUUCGUAAAUGUUUGUGAAUUCCUACUGAAGACUUACAAAAUACUCGCAAUGCGUAUAAUCCACUAAAAAGUUUGUAAAUGUUUGUACUUUUUGUACAAACAUUGUUCGUAAGAUGAUCACUUAACGAGCAUUUUUGUUCUUUUGCAAAUAUUUGUUCGUAAAUGGUAAAUGGAGAAAAAAAAUGUUCACAAAAUUUCGUCAUUUGUUCGUAAAGUUUUGUUAGACAAAAUUUCACGAAGAAAUGUUUGUAACAGAUAAAAAAAAAUAUUCGUCAAGUGCUCAAGUUCCAAAAAAUGUUUGUGAAGAAAUACAAACUUUUACAAACUUUGUUUGUGAGUUCUAAAAUUUACAAAACAUCUUGUAAGUCCCCAGUUGAAAUUUACAAACCAUUUACGAACAAUUUUACAAAAUAGUUUUUUCUGUGACCCUGAAUAAAAGUUUUGUAAAAAAGCAAGAAAAGUUUGUCAAAAGGAUGUUCCUUCAUUGACUGUAUCUUUUGAAAAAUUUGUCAAAAGGAUGUUUUUCUAAAGGCCUCUACACAUUGGGAACAAUUUUCAUCAAAAAUUGAAUUUUUGACAGAAUUUUGACGUUUCUGCCUGCAGCAUUGCAGCCAAUUUCCCUCAAAAAAGCAAUUUUUGACGAAAAUUGUUCUCAAUGUGUAGACACCUUAAGAUGUUAGAAAAAGUUUUGUCAAAUUGAUAAACAUCUUUUUGACAAAAUUUUGUCAAAAUACAUUUAUCCCCUUAACAAAACUUUUUCAGGGUAAACUAAUUUUUCCUUCAAAACAGUCCUCAAAGAAAUGUCCUUUUAUCUUGUUAAACGUUUUUGCUUGAUAAUUUCUUAAGAAAAAAAAACAAAAUCUAUUAAACUUAUAGAGAAGUGUUAUUUAACUUGCUUAUUCCUCGGAAGCUUAGUGAGCUUUUGCAUGAUAGAACAAUUCAACGAAAUGCAAGAAACAAUUAAAAAAUAAAAUACGCUAAAGAGCUUUUCGGAAAACUAGGAAGCUCAUUGAUAAGAAUUAGCAAGAAAAUAGCACCCCUGUGUUGAAAUCGGACUGAUAAAUUAGAAUGAUUUGAAAGGAGUUAAAUUCCCUUUAACUUCUUAUCACAUAAGAUUUUUCUUUUUGGGAAUAGACAAAUAUUAAAUGCGAUAUAAGUUGAUAAUUGAGCAUAAAUUCAUUUGAAUUACGUAUAUGAGGCCUUUUAGAGUAUAAUAAUAAAAGAAGGGAGAACUGGAGAAUUUAUAGGAAAAUUCUCAAGAAUAAAAAUGUAGCAUCAUGAAUGAAAAAAAAACAGAUAGGGGAAGGUACCCAUGCUUCGUAUGAUCCCAAGCUUCUUAAUGACAAAAUUGUAGAAACUGGAGCAAAGUGCCCAUAUUGCAAAAGCCACAUUUAUUCAGAAACACAGAAAAAUUUUGUAAUUAUGAAGCUUGGGAUCGUUUGUACGAAGCAUGGGCACUUGCCUCUCAAAUCAUUUUUAGUGAAUUCGUCAACAAGAUGUUCAUAUUGAAAGACAAAA
This is a messenger RNA of Phlebotomus papatasi, 6593 nucleotides long. It is a transcript of the gene sei, whose product is annotated as potassium voltage-gated channel subfamily H member 6. Gene Ontology annotation, molecular function: inward rectifier potassium channel activity. Gene Ontology annotation, cellular component: membrane. The coding region runs from base 788 to 4384 and encodes 1198 amino acids. The record is from RefSeq and is a predicted model, not a curated record. Gene Ontology annotation, biological process: membrane repolarization during action potential; potassium ion transmembrane transport. NCBI's taxonomy places the organism in Eukaryota, Metazoa, Arthropoda, Insecta, Diptera, Psychodidae. The transcript has 25 exons.